This is a messenger RNA of Amoebophrya sp. A25, 1826 nucleotides long. The record is from the annotation of a GenBank genome assembly. NCBI's taxonomy places the organism in Eukaryota, Dinophyceae, Syndiniales, Amoebophryaceae.
AAGUGCUUCUAUAUGACCCGAACCGUGAGCCAGUCACUAUUUCUGUGCACAAGGAGGGCCAAACACCUGAUAGAAAAUCUUCGAGUUCGACGGUUCGCCAAAACAUUUCAACGUUAGUGGACCGAUUAAUGAACUACUUCGUUGACGCGAGUGUUUCCCGUCGUCGCUUAGAAAAAACGCGGAGUUUGGUUUUCUCAGUAAAUGUUUGGGAGUGCUGGAGCACUUCGUCCGGCAAGAAGGUAGCCCUAGCUCCUGAUGAUGGACCUAGAUCACCAAAAAGUAGCCUUCGAGCAGCGUUUGCGAAGAUUCGGGAACAUUCUAAGCUCUUUAGCCUCAAGGAUCAAGCCGUGGAGGAUCGUCUACUACGGGUUAUAGGUGGUCCGCCAGUGUGCGAGGACAACGUGUCUUUAAGGUAAGGGAAUGUUAAGUCAAGAGUUCUUCACAACGUCGAGUUGUUUGGGAACAAACGUCAAGGUUAUAAUUUUGGAGAAUUUCAUUUAGAAGACGUGUUGAGAGACACAGAAGCCAAGGCGUAAGGAGCUAUAGACAUUGAUUCAGUCAAUGUCAAUGAUCUGUCAAGGUAUUUGGUCAUCGUCUGGGCUAAUAGAUUUUUUCCGGCAUCUACUGCGAUCUGAGCCAGGCUUGCCGGGUUACCACCGUCUUCUGCGCAAAGCCUUGCGUUGUCAAGUGUCGUCGCUUCAUGAGUUUCUCGCUCGCAAGGAAAAUUGGAUCUAUUCGAAAGCGCUUCAAAGUUCUAAGGGGACCUUUGAUGACCAUUGUACUUUUGAUAGUUUCUUGCGCCAGUUCGUCCAGGACAACGGGAGCAAUGGCGAUGAGGGGAGCAUGGCACCAAACGGACUUUAAGGCUACCACUUCUUAUAAGAAGAUCGUGUCAAUACUUGUCGUGUUUCUGUCUCUGGCCUAUUAUGGGGAAAGUGUUGUAGGGCUAAUCAGAACCGUCAUCAUGAGGAAAAUGUGUUGUGCAUUUUUCUGUCGUAUAUUAACUGCGGUAACUGGAAGAGCUCGUCUAAGGUUUCCAGGAGAAGCUGUCGCGUGCACUGCCCAGUAGAUCUGCGGUUCCUUCCUCGUUGACAACUGUGUCUCUCUCGACGGUUCCUUCCUCAGUCCUGUCCUCCAGGAUGAAUCAUAAGCAAGAGCAAACCUCUUCAGAAAGGUCGUCAUCUUGGUCCUACGGUAUGCUUUUGCGUGGGCGUCCGCAAGCGCGCGACGCUCUGAUCGCAAAUAAUAAGGAGCGUUGCGGCGUUUUUUUCCUGGACGAGCCUUUCGCUGUCCUGCAGCGUGCAAGACACCGGCGAGAACUAUUUCUCAAGUGUCUGCGUGCCUACGUGGACACAGACACGUACUAACGCUUUACAGGAAAGGUCCUUCGGGUUCUUGACAUAUACGGUAAUAUAAUCAGCGUCUGGAUUGUCCGCUUAUUCGUAUCAUAGAGGAAACUCGCAGAACAGAGCCAUUUCCAGGACAGAACAAACAAGAAGCUUGCGUUGUUCGUCCGUUAAGAGCAAGUGCGUGGCAAUGAAAAGAUAUCAAACGUCAAAUGCUUUUAUCCCGAAGCAGAUGAACUGAUGAGUAUACCACUCGCCGAGAAUGGAGCCUUAGGGGCACAUCCGUGCUGGUCAUUGAUUUACGUGAGUGGUUUUGGAUUCAAACAAAACCUAGCGUACUAUAGUGACGUUCGCAGACGAGCACCCUCAACUCAUGUUUUAAGUCUAUAUGCACGAGCGUCGAAGUUCUAUCGGCCUUGACCGCUAUGAGGCAAUACAUAGGGAAAGCGUGGCAGCGCUGUUCAAAAAGAUGAUGUGAAG